CCGCCGCGCGCUGAGGCGCCUGCUCAGUGCGGGACGCGGCGCGCGAGGGGCGGCGACGGGCGCGGGCGCUCAAGCAUGGCGGCAGCGGCGCUGGGCAGCCCCGCGGACUCCGCGUCCCCGGCUGUGGCCGAGCUCUGCCAGAACACCCCAGAGACCUUUCUGGAGGCUUCCAAGCUGUUGCUCACUUACGCGGACAACAUCCUCAGAAACCCUAAUGAUGAAAAAUAUAGAUCUAUCCGGAUUGGAAACACAGCCUUUUCUACUAGACUCUUGCCUGUCAGAGGAGCUGUUGAAUGUUUAUUCGAAAUGGGCUUUGAAGAGGGAGAAACACAUCUCAUCUUUCCUAAAAAAGCUUCAGUGGAGCAGCUGCAAAAAAUCCGUGACCUCAUUGCUGUAGAGAGAAGUAGCAGAUUAGAUGGACCAAACAAGAGCCACAAAGAAGAGUUAUCUCAGCAACCUGCAGCCAGUACCCGGCUUCCUACAGCACGGUCUUCAGAUCCUGAUGGAUUAGCCCAGCUUGCAGGGGACCGGCAAGGGCAGCCAUCAAAUCCACCAUCUGCUCCAAUGAUUCCUAGGAGUGGAACCACUGAGUUGUAUGGUAAGUUUAUGUUUAAUGUUUUAAGAAAUUACCAAGCUGUUUCCAGAGUUGCCUCACUGUUUUAUAUCCUCGCCAGCAGUGUGUGUACUAAUAUAAGUGAUGAGGAUUUUCUUUUGCUGGAGCUUUUACACUGGUUUAAGGAAGAAUUUUUUCAAUGGGUGAAUAACAUUUUGUGCAGCAAAUGUGGUGGUCAGACUAAGUCUAGAGGUGCAUUAUUUCCCAAUGAUGAUGAGCGGAAGUGGGGUGCGAACAGAGUAGAAGAUCAUUAUUGUGAUGCAUGCCAGUUCAGCAAUCGAUUCCCGAGGUAUAAUGACCCUGAGAAGCUUUUGGAAACGAGACGCGGACGGUGUGGCGAAUGGGCCAACUGUUUCACCCUGUGCUGCCGAGCCCUGGGGUUUGAGGCUCGCUAUAUUUGGGAUUACACAGACCAUGUUUGGACAGAAGUCUAUUCCCCUUCCCAGCAGCGGUGGCUGCACUGUGACGCAUGUGAAGAUGCCUGUGACAAACCACUCCUUUAUGAAGUAGGGUGGGGCAAGAAGCUUUCCUAUGUCAUAGCGUUUUCCAAAGAUGAGGUGGUUGAUGUCACUUGGCGAUAUUCUUGUAAACAUGAAGAGGUAAUCGCCAGAAGAACUAAGAUUAAAGAAGAAGUACUUCGAGAAACUAUUAAUGGACUUAAUAAGAAGAGGCAAAUGUCUUUGUCAGAAAACAGAAGAAAAGAACUUCUUCAGAGGAUAAUUGUGGAGCUUGUUGAAUUUAUAUCUCCCAAAACCCCUAAACCUGGAGAACUUGGUGGAAGAACAUCUGGGUCAAUGGCUUGGAGAGUAGCCCGAGGUGAAAUGGGUCUAGAGAAAAAAGAAACCACGUUCAUCCCCUCUGAAAAUGAGAAGAUUUCUAAACAGCUUCACCUUUGUUAUAAUAUUGUGCAAGAUCGUUAUGUUCGAGUUUCAAAUAAUAAUGAAACCAUUUCUGGAUGGGAAAAUGGUGUGUGGAAAAUGGAAUCUAUGUUCAGAAAAGUUGAAACAGACUGGAACAUGGUGUAUUUAGCCCGAAAGGAAGGAUCAUCUUAUGCUGAUAUUUCCUGGAAGUUUGAAUGUGGGUCAGUUGGCCUAAAAAUAGACAGCAUUUCCAUUAGAACAAGUAGUCAAACCUUUCAGACUGGAACAAUACAGUGGAAAUUGCAAUCUGAUACAGUGCAAGUAGAACUGUCAGGCGAUAAAACUCUUCGCUCCUAUCAUGAUUUUUCUGGUGCCACUGAAGUUAUUUUGGAAGCAGAACUAAGCAGAGGAGAUGGCAUUGUUGCUUGGCAACAUACCCAGCUGUUUAGACAAAGCUUAAAUGACCAUGAAGAAAAUUGUUUGGAGAUAAUUAUAAAAUUCAGUGACCUUUGAGAACCUGAACAUUAUAGAAAAGCUGGCAAUAAUCAAGGACUUAACCAUGUUCUAAAUUAGCCUGUUGGUUCAGUGCAUGCUUAGUUGGCAAUUUACUACCCUCUGCUAGCAUAUUUCUUUUGCUGGCUAUCCAUCAUGUAACCCUCCUGAAAAUAUAUCUUUAUACUAUGGACCAUAAUGAAACCUUGAAUUAAAAGCUCCUUUCCAUAUGGGACUAUAAUUUGGAAUAAAGUCUUAUUGCCCCCAAUAUGAGGUUUAAAAAGUAUAAAUACAGUUUUAAAAGUAAAAUGAAGGUAUUCAUGGUGAUAUGCUAUUCAUGAUUAUGAUAAAAUCUUAAGCAAAUAAUAGUAAUUUAAUAUUUUCUGAUCAGUCAUUAAUUUUUUCAUAAGUAAUUGAAUUAGAUUUCCUAAGAUUUUUAAUUUUUAAUAAAUGUAAAACUGUAGAAAAUCAUAAUGCAUGAAAAAUGUUAUUGUAAAUAUGUCAGCAUUUCAGAAAUAAAAUGAAUUAUUUUGCUUUA
This is a messenger RNA of Hipposideros armiger (great roundleaf bat), 2503 nucleotides long. It is a transcript of the gene NGLY1, whose product is annotated as N-glycanase 1. Gene Ontology annotation, cellular component: nucleus; cytoplasm; cytosol. Bases 76 to 1986 code for a protein of 636 amino acids. Gene Ontology annotation, molecular function: peptide-N4-(N-acetyl-beta-glucosaminyl)asparagine amidase activity. The record is from RefSeq and is a predicted model, not a curated record. The transcript is spliced from 12 exons. Lineage: Eukaryota; Metazoa; Chordata; Mammalia; Chiroptera; Hipposideridae. Gene Ontology annotation, biological process: glycoprotein catabolic process; protein deglycosylation.